This is a messenger RNA of Chara braunii, 2619 nucleotides long. NCBI's taxonomy places the organism in Eukaryota, Viridiplantae, Streptophyta, Charophyceae, Charales, Characeae. The record is from the annotation of a GenBank genome assembly.
GGGCUUCCAGCAGUGCAUCCUCUAGCCGCCAACUGGAGGAACGCGUUGACCACGUAGUGGAAAUGCUCGACGACAUCAGCACCUUCGCUGCGUCGACCACCAUCAGCAGUCAGCUGCAUACAUUGAAGACCGAGGUCCAGCAGUUACAGUCGACGAACACGGAUGACAAUCCGAAGAUGUACAAGAUGCCAACUUUCCAACUGGACAAGUUUGACGACUACACACAGCAGGAUCCGGUCCUCUGGUGGGAAGCAUUCACAACGCAACUCAGGAUUCUGCCCGUAGCCAAGCAUGCGUACAUCGGCGCCCUGUUCCUGAACUCAAAGGGCGGAUGCCAGACCUGGUUGAGCCACCUGGCAACCUCCCACGGCGUCGACGUACCGGACUUGAAGGACAAGAUCACAUGGGAGGAACUGACACGGCUGUGGAAGAAGCGGUUCAUCGUCGAAGACGCGCCGGCACUCGGCAUCAACCGUCUGUUCACCAUGUCACAGGGCAACAUUGCAACAUGGGAUUGGCUCACGGAGUGGCAGAAGAUUGCGACGGUGCCCAAUCUGGAAUUGGCAUUCACGCAUCUACGCCGUGAGUUCUACAACAGGUCAUGUGCGGCAUUGAGCCAGGCUCUUGGUGAUCGCGAGCAGUACUCAACCUUUGCUGAGAUCAUUGACAAAGCAAGGGAGAUCAUCAAGACCAACAGGUCAGCUGCACACGAGAAAUCAACAUGGCAGCCGACCUAUGUGGAGAAGGUACGAACUGGUCCGCGACAGCAGCACUUCGCUGCAGUCCAGUCGGACAGUGGAGAUAACCCAGCAGCCACUCCAGCAUCAAGUGACGGAGAUCAGGUGGCUGCUGUCCAGCCGCGAAGCAACAACAAGUCCCGCAACAAUGGGAAGGCGAAAUCAGCAUCGCAGGCCGGAAAUGGACAGCCAAUACAAGUUCCAUGGGUCAAGUUCGGCUUGACCGAGGCGGAGUACAAGGUCCGCGGCCGCUACGGCAGCUGCUAUUGGUGCAACAGCACCAAGCACAAGACCUCCCUGUGCCAGGAUCAGGGCAAGGAGGAUGUGCGMCCCCGCCUCAGCUUGGGAAACCGAGCUGCGCGGAAGCUCGACCCAUUGACGUUCACGGACUUCCAGUGGAUGCCCGUUCCCUCGACCGGACGAUUGCCGAAACCGCAUUGCAACGUGCUCAUGGCACAAUUGUGGGAUUACUUGCACAUUGCAGUACCCACUCCGUUGAUGGACGCCGGAGUAGAGGUUGUCGACCUUUACGUCUACAUUGGGAAGAUCGACCGCGAGUUCAAGACGCAACGGUAUGACGACAUCGACGCACCAUUGCUAUAUGUACGCAUUCAGAUCGGAGAAGUGACCUGCAGCGCUUUGAUCAAUUGCGGAGCAUCUCGCAACUACAUCAGCCAGAACUUCAUGGUGCGCGCCGGCCUUGGCCCACGCGUUCGGAGGGAGCCCCAGCCUACGCAAGUCACAUUGGUGGACGGUCACAUGCACAAGUCAAUCGACCGGUGCAUUGACAGCGUCCCUGUGUACUUUGCCCCUCACGCAAGUGAGGCGGUGUCCUUUGACAUUCUGGACACCAAAUUCGACAUGAUCUUGGGCAUGUCAUGGCUGCGAAGCAAGGMUCACCCSGUGAACUUCUUCAACCGCACCGUUCACGUUCGUGAUCGGAACGGAGUAUUAGUUCCAUGCACGGUGCCUCUUCCUCAUCCUUCGAUCAGCUGCCAAGUGGUAUCCGCCGCAAGCAUGCGAGCUUCCAUCAUCAGAGACGACAUCGAGGAGAUGGGGGUGUGUUUUCUCUAUGCCCUCCCGCCCCAUGACGCUUCAUCGACGGACUCACCUUCGGAUCCACGCAUCACCGAACUUCUCGACGCCUACAGCGACGUGUUCGAAGGCCCGCACGGAGUAGUACCGGAUCGGCCCAUCCGCCACGAGAUCAUACUCGAGGACGGGGCCGUACCUCCGCGCGGUUGCAUCUACCGAAUGAGCGAGGAUGAGUUAAGUGUGCUUCGGGCACAACUCGACGACCUUCUGGAGAAAGGCUGGAUUUGGCCUAGCUCAUCGCCAUACGGUGCUCCUGUUCUCUUCGUCCGGAAGAAGAACAAGGAUUUGCGGUUGUGCAUCGAUUAUCACAAGCUCAACGCGCAGACGAUCAGAAACGCCGGCCCUCUCCCACGCAUCGACGACCUUCUCGAGCGACUGGGCGGCGCCAAGUUCUUCUCCAAGCUCGAUCUCAAGUCGGGAUAUCACCAACUUGAGAUUCGCAAGGAGGACCGUUACAAAACCGCGUUUAAGACGCGAUAUGGGCAUUUCGAAUGGCUGGUCAUGCCAUUUGGCCUUACGAAUGCCCCGGCCACUUUCCAAGCGGCUAUGACAACGGAGUUCCGAUACAUGCUGGAUCGAUACGUACUUAUCUAUCUCGACGACAUCCUGGUGUACAGCCGGAGUUUGGAGGAGCAUGUGGAACACCUGCGCACCGUUCUGGAGCGGCUACGACAAGCCAAGUACAAAGCCAACCGCGACAAGUGCGAAUUCGCGCGGCAGGAGCUGGAGUAAAAUUCAAUGCCUAAGUUCUUCGCAAAGGUUUCGUUGGCAAUACAUUACCCCUGAG